AUGGCCUCCUCAGAGCGUGUGGACGUGGUCAUUGACAGGUCACUGGCAUUUGUCCACUCGGUCAUCAUCAGGCGGCAGCUGCUCUUUCGGAACAUUGAUCGACUGCAUCUGGGCGAAAUGCCAAUCGAUGAUGAACAACAACAACCUGCUCCCAUCGCAAACGACUGUGUCUUGGAUACAUUCUACCAGGCGAUUCGAUCCAAUGGCAUCAAGGUUCGCCAUCUCUCCAUUCAAGGUGUCCGAUGGCGUUGCUCAUUGAUCGGUCCAGACACAUUCAAACACGUCACCAAGCUAUCGCUGUGUGGCCGCCAGGAGUUCCUCGAGUUGGUCGCACAUAUGCCGUCACUCCACUCCAUCAAGCUUCACACAAUGUCCGACAUAAGCAUCUGCGAAUGGACUCAUUCGGGACAUGCUUGUCUUGAGCAUCCAAACGAUCCCUUGCUUGAGCUCGUCAGCAGACACAGCAACAUCACAUCUUUGACCGCGACUGUCGGUAUAUAUCCCCCGGUCGAAGAUCCCGAUGAUAUCCACCACUACCCUCCAUUCUACACAGCGGACCACAUCGCCAAUGCCAUCCUUGACAAGGCCAAUGUCACCAAGCUGACGCUCAACUCUCCAAUCACCGAGGUGUCACUCUUUAACUCAUUGUUGGCAACACAGCGAUUCAUACAUCUUGACAUUCCAAUGCUGGAUACCAACGAGACCGGCAGCAACAGCUGCCAAACAGUGGCGCUGAUCGAGCAUCUUUGUUUGCCAUCCUGCCCACUUGUCUCUUUGUCAAUGAGGGUGGCGAAACCGCCACUGGAUCCCAUCGACUUGCUCCCUCCAGAACAUCCUGUCGAUCUCCAGCUGAUGUACAGCGAGCUGGACAGACUGCCUCGACUGCUGCCACCUGACUCUGCCCUCCGUGCAUUGACCCUGGACAACCUGUUGGACGCGUACAGCACAGAUCUGUUCGUCUUGAUGCGACGCAAUCGCACCAUCACACAUUUGACAUUCGCCAACCUCUCCAUCGACACUGAGAAGCUGGAGUGCCUCAGCAACGUGUUGCUGGCGACCAACGAAACAGGUCUCCGUCGUCUGACGCUCAUUGCCAAUCGCCUUGAUACCGAACAGCCAGUGUUUAUGCAAGCGCUACGCAUCAACACCACGCUCACUCGCUUGGAUAUUGUCAAUGACAACAUCGACAUUGAUGAGGACAUCCAAUCCAAGCUGGACAUCAUGCUCCCGGUGGAAUAA
Molecule: messenger RNA, 1239 nt
Organism: Acytostelium subglobosum LB1
Lineage: Eukaryota; Evosea; Eumycetozoa; Acytosteliales; Acytosteliaceae
Exons: 1
Coding region: 1-1239 (412 amino acids)
Source: RefSeq, a predicted model, not a curated record